This is a messenger RNA of Trachemys scripta elegans, 977 nucleotides long. Its product is annotated as olfactory receptor 52E2-like. Gene Ontology annotation, biological process: G protein-coupled receptor signaling pathway. Gene Ontology annotation, cellular component: membrane. Bases 1 to 948 code for a protein of 315 amino acids. NCBI's taxonomy places the organism in Eukaryota, Metazoa, Chordata, Testudines, Emydidae. The record is from RefSeq and is a predicted model, not a curated record. Gene Ontology annotation, molecular function: olfactory receptor activity; G protein-coupled receptor activity. The transcript has a single exon.
AUGUCAGGUUCCAACACAACUGAAUUCACCAACCCCUCCACCUUCAUCCUGCUGGGCAUUCCUGGCCUGGAGGCGGCCCAUGUCUGGAUCUCCAUCCCCUUCUGCACCAUGUACAUCAUAGCCAUCUUGGGGAACUUCACCAUCCUGUUCAUCGUGAUGACAGAGCCAAGCCUCCAUGGGCCCAUGUACUAUUUCCUCUGCAUGCUGGCCAUCACUGACCUGGUCCUGUCCACGUCCAUCCUGCCAAAAACGUUGAGCAUCUUCUGGUUCAAUUCCAGGGAGAUCGAUUUCAGUGCCUGCCUCACCCAGAUGUACUUCAUGUACUCCUUCUCAGCGAUGGAGUCUGGGAUCUUCGUGGCCAUGGCUUUUGAUCGCUAUGUGGCCAUCUGUGAUCCUCUGAGACAUUCCACCAUCCUGACAAACCCUGUGGUGGCCAAGAUCUCUCUGGCCGUAGUGCUGCGUGGCGGUGUGGUCAUACUGCCCAUUCCCAUCCUGGCUAGCCAGUGGCCGUAUUGCACAACCAACAUCAUCCCCCAGCCGUCCUGCCUUCACAUAGCCGUGGUUAAUCUGGCCUGCGCCGACACCCAUGUCAGUAGUUACUACUCCCUGUUCGUGAUAUUCUGUGUGAUGGGUCUGGAUGGCAUUUUUAUCACUUUGUCCUAUACACAAAUCCUCAGGGCCAUCUUCAGUCUCCCCACAAAGGACGCCCGGCUCAAGACGUUUAAAACCUGCGGCUCCCACCUUUUUGUCAUUUCAGCCUUUUACAUCCCAGGUGUCUUCAUCUCCCUCAUGAACAGAUUUGCCCAAAAUGUGCCCCUGUAUUUCCACGUUCUCAUUGCCAAUGUGUCCUUCUUGAUGCCCCCCAUGCUAAACCCCAUCAUCUAUGGAGUGAGGACCAAACAGAUCCGGGACAGGCUGCUCCGGCUCUUUACUCAUAAAGGGGCCUAAAGAUUUCUCCUGGUGCUCUGGCUCUCAGA